GUCACGUUCACAACACUAUACAGAAAAAUCUGUGUAUUGUUUUGUUAUUUCUGUGUUACUAGUAUCAAGUCUUGUUCAACAGAAAAAAACGAUAUGUAAAAAACUGGUUGAGAGUCUGGCAAAUAAGUAAUAUGCCUGUCGUGAUGUUACCAUGGCUGACAAAGUUAGAGCACUUCUCUGACGAUCUUUCUCCAGUACAAAUCUACGAUAGUGUGGAGAAACUCGGUCAGCUAAAUUAUAUAUCAAAAGAUCAAUUGAAAGAAUUUCGAAAGAUAUUUCGAACAGCACAAAACGAUACCAAAAUAUUUCACAGAGAAGAGGCAAAAUCAGCAGUCCUACUUAGACUGACAUAUCAAAUAACCAUAGAGCAGUUCCUAGAGGCCUUGUUUAGGUCAAAAUAUCAUGUUUUAGUCCUGAAAUUGGUAUCCAAUUGUCGAAAGGGGAUACUUCGCUUAAUUGUUCGAAAGGUGGAGCCAGGGCCUGGAUUUAAAAAGGCUCAAAAACUAUAUCUCAAUACCAAAAUCAACACUCAUAAAAAUAUAUUCAAGGUUAAUCCAACAGAAGCUUGUCGAAAUAUUUAUGAUUCAAACAAACUUAAGUUUGAAGACUGUCAACAAAAUUUAAAGAUAGAAACAGAUGAAGAGGAAAAAAGGAAACUUAAACAGAAUCUCAUGAAAUACGCAAACAUUUGUGUUACUUGCUUGUUUGCAGCUUUAGAUGCAGAAAUUACUCGAUGGAAUAUAGAUUUUGACUGGGACGAAAGUACAGUUUCCUCCAGAAACGAAUUAGAUAGGCUUUUCCAUCAACUUUCGGGCUACAUUAAGGAAACACCGAACCCGAAUAUUGCGGAAGUCGGCUUCUUUUCAAGGUUAGCAAUAGCGUAUGCGAUGACGGGCCAAUUAGCAAAGGCAGAAGGACAUAUCGAAACAGCAUUUACAUUGUCUUUUUCUAUCCCAAGGUGUUCAGAACUUUACUUCAUGUACCAUAUGUUUGUUAUGAUUCUGUUAUUUAAAUACCAGAAGAACAAGUCGGGAAUGGGCAAAUUGGUUAGCAUUGCAGAAGAAGCACGAUCAUGCCUUCAGCAUGAGAACGAUGAUUCUAUAAGAUAUUUUUGGACGCGAAUGAUACUUUUACGUAAAGUAUUUUGUUUACUAGGGCUUGGUAACAAUAUUGAAUUGAUAAAAGGAAAUACCCCAUCACAAGAACAAAUAGAUGAAGCAAAAGAAAUGCUAGUAGAAAUACAUGAUAUGGGUGAUAUGGAAUCUAGAAGAGAAAUGUUCUUUUUCACGGCUAAGGCAAGAAUUGCACAAUUAGAAGGUGAUCUUGAGAGUGCCAUUUUCUGUACAGAAUUGGCAAUCGAUUGUGAUGAAUACAGAUGCUUCGGUGAAACUGAGCAAGUACACAAGUAUCGGGAACAAUUGAGAAACAUGGUGACAAAAACUCAAAGCGAAAAUCAUCAAGAUAUUCACAACGAAAAUUUAAUAAGUUGAAGGAAAUGAUUGAUGUCGAUGAACAUAACGAAAACACAACACUAAAGAAAAUAGACUAAAUUCAGUUUUCCCAACAGUUACUUUUUUAUUAUACUUUUGGAGUUUCUGCCAUAAAUCAUUUGUUUGUUGUACAUAAUAUUGCUUGUUUCAAAAUAACCGCGGAAAUGUAUUAUUAUUAGAUUUGUCUGAGUUGUUAUUACAUUAACAUUUUAAAAGCAUAAAGAACAGGAUUCUGAUUUAUAACUUGA
Messenger RNA from Mytilus trossulus (common blue mussel), 1738 nucleotides. RefSeq lists its product as uncharacterized. The transcript has 2 exons. Lineage: Eukaryota; Metazoa; Mollusca; Bivalvia; Mytilida; Mytilidae. The record is from RefSeq and is a predicted model, not a curated record. Bases 132 to 1490 code for a protein of 452 amino acids.